UUCGCACGGGCCUGUAAGCAAGAAAAGUGUUGUUCUUAUGCGAAGUGUUGAGGUACAAUCAUCUUGUACUUUUACUACUAUCAGCUAGUUCGGUCGUAAUGGUGGAAAUGGAAGAGGGUGUGAAGCAAGUGGUGGACAUUUUACAAUGCGGCUCAGACGAAGCUCGUAGAAUCCUUCAGCAUUAUGAUGGCGAUCCAGAACGCGCAAUCGAUGCAUAUUUCAGUGGCACCAUUCCCUCUACAUCCGCCGCCGCGGCCACUGCAACGAAUGAUGCCAAUCAAUAUCAACAAGCCAUCGUUCCAUAUCAAGCACCAAAUGACAAUAAUCAAUCAGUGCAAUCCGCUCCCAAUGACGCUUCGACACAAGAUCAACCUACAGGCUGGGAUGCUCCACCUUCAUUUAUAGGUCCAAAAACACCGCCUUCCACCAACAACAAUAAUGGUAACACAACGACAUCAUGGGCCGAUCGAGCAAGCGAAGGCAUUCGGAGAAGCGAACGUAAUGCAAAAAAGAGAUCAUCUCCGAUCGAUUUAACAGGCGAUGAUGAAGACGAAGAUUUUCGAAAAGCUAUGCAAGCGUCAUUGGAAAGUGAAUCAAAUCGUCAAAAAAGACAUCAAGAGUACGGCAUAGGUGGAAAUGAAAGCAAACAAAAUGCAAGUGGGAUACACGGAGUGAAUGCAGACGAAGAAGCUUUAAAUAGAGCGAUUGAGGCAAGCAUGCUUCAAAGUUCAUCCAAUACACGAGAUCAAACGCCGGCACUGUCCAACAGUCACCUUGAUUCGAUAGGCGGAAAAGAUAUUCGCUCAAACAAUCAACCGGUAGGUAUUGUAGCACCACUGCCAUUCAUGCGUAUCUUUGCACUGGCACUUCAAGCACUGUAUGCUGCAGAACCAUUUCGCGAUGCUCUUUUAGCCGUACAAUUCACCGAUAUUCGAAUAACAGAAGCAAACGAGCAGGGGCUAGACGAUCUCAUGACAGAUUAUUGGCGCGGAAGAAGUCCUGCAAAUAUCAAUAGACCUGCAGGAGAAGUAUGGGUAAAGAAUGCAAUUCUUACGAAGGAACAAGAAGGGAUCGAUAUCUUUAUGCGUCUGAUGACGCUAUUCGCUUUUAUGACAUACACCAAAAGAUCACUUGUUGUGGCUGAAGAUGUGAUCACGCAUAGUCCAAUUCGAACGAAUUACUCUUACGUGAUGAAUAGCGAACGUAAGCCUCCGCACGAUAUCCUUGCUUGCUACGUACAAGGCCUUCUUGAUGUUUUGACCAAUGUGAGCGUGGACUUGGAGAGACGAUCACCACAAACCUGUAAUUCAUUAGCAUUCAAGAAAACUUUUCAAUCUUUUACUGUCAAUGCAAUUGCACCACUAAAAGAAGAGGAUCAACUCAAAAGUCCAAGAAAACCUCGUGGUGAUCCGUACGAAUCAUUCGUGCAUACGGUAAUGCAAACAAAGACAAACAAUACAAUUUAUCGUGCUUUAUACGCAUGUUUGGCAGAAGAAAAAACGUUGUAUUCCAACCCGGCAGAAAGCCUGUUCUUUUCUUUGGGCAGACCAGGCUUAUACAAUCCCAAUUUUGCAUCAGGAUGGCAGGCAGGCGGAGGAGAGGAUGCCGAAUCAUCAUUUAAAGUAGAUCCUUUUAUUUACUUGGAUGCAUUCAUGUUUCAUCGUCGAAAUGGCGUUCAAUUAGGAUUGGAUCCUGCUGAUGUCAAGCAACGUCAAACACGUAUAGAGGAGCUGGAGAAAUAUAGAAAAGCAAUCGUAAUGCAUGAAGGAGAAGAUGUUCGAUCAAAUCUACGAGCUAGCAUUGAAUAUUUCCAGAGCCUUUGCGUCGACGAUGGAAAGGAUGAACUGCGUACGAUCAGUCUGAAUGAAGCAGGUCCAAGGCUAGAGGCAAUUCUUGCUCAUCUGGAAGAAGAGGUUGCAAGAGUUGAUUCUAUCUUGAUUGAGAAGAAAGUAGAGAAUGAAAGAGCAAGAUCGGCAAUUUUGGAUGACUUUGAGAAAAUGUUGGAGGACCCUGAAUACCAAACUAUGAAGUACGAGCUUCAAGCAGUAUUGGUAGACGAUGGAAUUGAUAAUGCGUGGGCGUAUGUCUGUCAACGAGACGAUAACGGUGGGAAGGAUAAAUGGUGGAGGAUAUGCGCUGGUGAGGUUAAGGAAGCGUAUCUACUUGAUGUUCUCAAUGAGAAGAACACAAUCAACUUCCUCGUUUACUCGGCCACUGAAGAAACAAAACGGAUACUGGCAAAACUUCGUUCACCUUCUGAUGAAGAUGUAAUGGCGCUUGAUGAUGAGCCAACCAAAGCCGGACUUCCAAGACGAUCGAGUGAAUCAAAUCAUUGGUUGUUGAAACAACCUUUGAUCGAGGCUAUAGAACAUGAUAAUGCAUCUUUUGGUAGGCAAUUGGCAGGGGAGAUACCUAUUUCAACUGAUGCACAAUUUACAACUCAAGGAAUUGCCAAUUCGGCAAAUGCGAAUAAUGGCGGGAAUGAAACUGGUAUAGAAGAUGAACAAAUGACAAUCGAAGCUUAGCUGUAAUAUAACACUUUUUCAAUAUUGUAAUGCAUUUCACUGUAGAAAGAAUUUAUCUGAAUAAAAGGGACAUUGGAUAUAUUUUGUAAAAAGGAGAAUUGAUGCUGGAGAGAUUUUUGUCUGCAUUGCGAUUAUGCAAUACGAGAAGUACAUGAAUGAUAAAACAACAUAU
This is a messenger RNA of Meira miltonrushii, 2697 nucleotides long. RefSeq lists its product as uncharacterized. Gene Ontology annotation, molecular function: protein binding. NCBI's taxonomy places the organism in Eukaryota, Fungi, Basidiomycota, Exobasidiomycetes, Exobasidiales, Brachybasidiaceae. The coding region runs from base 99 to 2525 and encodes 808 amino acids. The record is from RefSeq and is a predicted model, not a curated record. The transcript has a single exon.